Micropterus salmoides (largemouth bass) is the source of this 4492-nucleotide messenger RNA. RefSeq names its product phosphatidylinositol 4-phosphate 5-kinase type-1 alpha-like. Gene Ontology annotation, biological process: phosphatidylinositol metabolic process. The transcript is spliced from 16 exons. Lineage: Eukaryota; Metazoa; Chordata; Actinopteri; Centrarchiformes; Centrarchidae. The record is from RefSeq and is a predicted model, not a curated record. Gene Ontology annotation, molecular function: phosphatidylinositol kinase activity. The coding region runs from base 270 to 2012 and encodes 580 amino acids.
GCGCUAGAAGAACUUGACACAAAACCACUGCUUCCGCACUGCUUCCUUGUUUAUUAGUUUUAGGGGGAAACAGUGCCUUAAGAAAAAAAAAAGGGGAUUAUUCUAUUUAUUUUCUUCUUCUAGAAGCGACGAGAACUCCUUCACAAGAUUUUCAAAGCCCCAUCUACCUGAAACGCUCACAAAGAGAAGCCUGACAACUGUGGAUGUCCAGGAGUGAGUCGGGGUCUGAGUUUCACCACAACCGUGUCUGAGUGUUGUUUCUGGUCUGAAUGGCCGCAGCCGCAGAGGAGCCUCCAGGGCUGCAGAGCCCCUCUGGUUAUUCGACUGGGACUCCAAAAAAUGCUUUUCCCGAGAGUCCAAGCACUAGCAUGUCUCAGACCAUGAAAAAGACCAUCGGCCAUCGUGGAAUUGAUCCUAAAGGGGAGACGACAUACAAGAAGACAACAUCAUCUGCCCUGAAAGGUGCUAUCCAGUUAGGCAUCACACACACGGUGGGCAGCUUAACCCAGAAACCUGAGAGAGACGUGCUGCUGCAGGACUUUGAAGUGAUGGAAAGCAUCUUCUUUCCAAGUGAGGGCAGUAACCUCACACCGGCCCACCACUAUGGAGACUUCCGUUUCAAGACAUAUGCCCCAAUGGCCUUUCGCUACUACAGGGAGAUAUUUGGCAUCCGGCCUGAUGACUACAUGUAUUCUCUGUGCAAUGAGCCGCUGAUCGAGCUGUCAAACUCCGGGGCCAGUGGAUCUCUGUUCUACCUCUCUAGGGAUGAUGAGUACAUCAUCAAGACAGUGCAACACAAAGAGGCGGAAUUUCUGCAGAAACUGCUUCCUGGAUACUUCAUGAACCUGAACCAGAACAAGCGUACCUUACUACCAAAGUUUUAUGGACUCUACUGUGUCCAGGCAGCGGGUAAGAACAUCCGUAUUGUAGUCAUGAACAAUCUGCUCCCUAGCGCUGUACGAAUGCACCUCAAGUAUGAUCUAAAGGGCUCAACCUACAAGCGACGAGCCUCAGCUAAAGAGAGAGAAAAGGCUGUUCCCACGUACAAGGACCUGGAUUUUAUCCAGGACAUGCCUGAGGGCCUGUUAAUGGAAGGGGACACGUACAAUGCUGUUUCCAAGACCAUCCACAGAGACUGUCUGGUUUUGCAAAGUUUUAAGAUAAUGGAUUACAGCCUUCUGGUGGGAAUCCACAAUGUAGAUCAGGCCUGUCGAGAGCAGGUCAGUGAGGAGGCCGUAGCUGGGGCUGUGGACCAAAUGAGGCCGCAAGGCCAAAAGUCCCUGUAUAGCACUGCUAUAGAGGCCAUCCAGGCUGAGGCAGGGCGCAUGGGAUCACUGGACACGGAGGACAAAACGGGAGGAAUUCCAGCACGAAACGCAAAAGGCGAGAGACUGCUGGUGUAUAUUGGUAUCAUUGACAUUCUGCAGUCUUAUAGGUUUGCGAAGAGGCUUGAACACUCGUGGAAAGCUCUGGUUCAUGAUGGGGAUACUGUGUCAGUACACAGGCCGAGUUUCUACGCCGAACGAUUUCAGAAGUUCAUGCUAAAUACAGUCUUCAAGAAGAUCUUAUUAAAACCCUCCCCGUGUAAGAAGCGCCGUGCAGUGGCACAUCUUCCUUUGAAAAAGACAGCUGGCUCUGGGCUUUCUCUGUUGACCCAUAACAGCCAGCACCCUUUACUCCAACAUCAAGUAAGCUCUGAGACCAAAGAAGACACCGAAGGUGACAAUGUCAUGCAUUCAGGUCGUCCUGACCUCCUCCCAAAGACCUUACCACCCAGGGACGCUGUUGGCAAUGCUAAAGACACGGCCGUCUCCUCCUCCUUGGGAAACCCUGUUUUGCCUCAGGAUACCAGCAGGUCAGCGGGAGUGGAUUUAAACAACACACUGAGCAAAGACCAUCACCACAGCCCCCUCAAGAGAGCUCAGCUUGGGACUCUUGAAGAAAGUAUCGGUGCUGAUGAUGUGAUCUCUCUCGGUGAUAUUGUUCCUAGCGCAAGCAAAUGUUCUGUGUAGAUGUGGGAAAGAGAAAAAUGGACUAAAAUGGACUGAAACAAACUUGGAGGAUAUUGCGAUUCAUGGAUGAAAUGUUACAAGCUCCCUUGGUGUGGUUUGAGGUACCACAGUUGAAAACAUUUUACAGUAUAUCAGCAAAGAUGAAGUGGGAUAUUUAAAUGUUUUUUGAUGUUGGUUUUGCACUUUGAUUUACAACUCUCAACAUGGUAUGAGUGCGUAAGUGGGCGGUGUUCUGACACUAGUAACGGUGGGUACAUUAAUGCCGUGGGUAUUGAACACUAUGUAGAGUGUAACAUGAGGACUUUGCCUUGUUUAACAACAAAAGCUUUUUUUAAACUUUGGCUUGGCUUACUCUGAAUGCAAACUAUGCUGUAAAAAGAGGUGGUCCUCCACUUGUGGUUUCUAUUUAACCACAAAUACUGUGAAUCCUAAAUGUCACUUCUCAUGUUCAGGUGAAAAGGUGAGGUUUAGUAUGGGGACAUAACAAAACGUGAACUGGGGCCUGUCUCACGAAGCAAGACUAGUGAGUUAGUCAGCAAAGUUUUCAGUGAAGUGGCUCUAUGAGAGCUCAAAUUCCAACGGACUGCUGCACUCUCUCUCUCUCCCUCUCCCUCUCCCUCUCCCUAUAUCUAUAUCUAUAUCUAUAUCUAUAUCUAUAUAUACAUAAUAAUGUGAGGUGGCUCACUGUUGCUAUUAAGCAAAGCCUCUAAAAGAGCGCUUCAGCCAUUUUGGCCCAAGUGCCACCUUACAGCCAAUGAGCAAUUUUGUUUUUUGGAUGGCGCUACUAUGUGUGUGCGUUUGCUGUUUUCUAUUUUAUGACUUCACCACUCAAAGAGUUUUGUAAAUUGGAACAUAUAUUGUAGAAUAGAGUAGCAAGAUUUGCUUGAGUGUUAUUGUCUGCCUUUCUAGCUAGGAGGGCAGAAUGUAUUUGUCCGAAGAAACAUACUAGGGUGGGAGGCACAGGCCAAAAGAAAAAUUAGCAGUGUGGGUUGGUAGAAGUUUUGACUUUGAAUAUUUGACCAAUUAACUUGGGUGGUACUGCAUUUCUUAAAGUUUUUUUUCCACUGUAUGCAGUAGCCUGCUGCUAGAAGUAAAAAGCUAUGUAUAAAGUCAGUAUAUUAGUGAUUACUCAAAUUUUAGUAAUCUUUUACUUUCCACUUGAGGCUACUCAUGUCAACCACAUAUUAAAGCCAAUGUGUUCCCAUUGAUUUAUGAUGUAAUGUUAUUUGAUUGUUAAAUUAUUUUCAGCUUUUUGUACUCAUGUUCUUGCUUUUUGUAUUUGAGUGGUGCAUUUAGUAUUUCAGAAACAUUUAUCAUUUUAAUUGAUUAUAUUAAUGAUAUCAUUAAUAGAACUUUUGUUGCUGCAAUUUCCCUAAAAGGGUAAACAUUUUGACCCCUAUCUCUGAUUAAAUUCACUUUCAUUGAUUUGUUGUUUGGUAACGCAGAGUUAACCGAGCCAGUUGUGUGCCUGUCAAGAAUCAUCAGUGUUGGUGUAGUGAGGCUGAUAACUGAGAGAUUUUUGAGACAGGCCCCAUCUAUGUUAUAGUUGCUGUUUUUUACCUAGCGAAAACGUGGUGAUGGCUGCCUGCUGUGUAAAAGUAAAAAAGACAGAACUGGUGGUUUACUUUUUGUAAACACAUACUGGUGGAUGUAGUUUUUGUUCUUCGAUUCAAGUUGGUUUUAGUACUCAAAAUGGGUGUGCAAUGUUUUAACUAGUUUGAAAUUUUGGAAAUUCAGAAAUACAUUAUUAGCUUUUAGGAUGACACCAUAAAAUAAAUGUGUCAUUUGAAAUAUGUUUCAGCUAUGCAACCAAAUGCUUUGUUUAUUCCAUUCUUAUUCCUGAAUGAAUAGACUGUGCAAUACAUUAAAUGAAUUGACAAUUUUCCAACCAGGAUAAUGUAAACCAGCAUUAUUUGGGCAUUUAACACAUCCUAUAAAUUAUAUGUGGAGGUUAUUUUAUUCUGUUGGCUGUUAUAUCAAACUGUCAGGUAACCCAAUAAUUAAAGUCAAACUGUGCCUUUAUUGCAAAGCAGUUACACAUGCAGCCUAUGACCCAAACAUGUAAAUAGUCAUAUGACUUAUGUAUAGUAUUUAUUACUUUAUCUAUUGCUCUGGUUUCCAAGAUUUUUAUUAAUGUAGAUGAUGGAUUCAAAAUGUGUCUUUCUUUAGCACAACAAACCUGUGUCAUGGCAUGCAGCUCUAAAAUCUAAAGAGAAAACCUUUAUUCUUUGGGGAUGAUUUUGAUUUAAAAACUGUUAACUCGCCCUGUUUUUUUCCUGUACACUAUACCUGUUAAUUUGUCUUCACUUCCCUUUUGAUUUAAACACAAUAAAUGUGUGCAUACCUAUAUACAAGAAUCACAACAAUGCCUUUUCAUGCAAUAUGUAUUUAGAAGUUUUCCCUCUUUCGGUGAUGUCAUGUUUUUGUACCCUUGCACUUGUGCCUAAGGUUAAUAAAGACAAAAGACUGUGUUGAUUACA